Messenger RNA from Hemicordylus capensis (graceful crag lizard), 2025 nucleotides. RefSeq names its product ELOVL fatty acid elongase 6 (gene ELOVL6). Gene Ontology annotation, biological process: fatty acid elongation, saturated fatty acid; very long-chain fatty acid biosynthetic process; sphingolipid biosynthetic process. Bases 908 to 1705 code for a protein of 265 amino acids. Gene Ontology annotation, molecular function: fatty acid elongase activity. The transcript has 8 exons. Gene Ontology annotation, cellular component: endoplasmic reticulum membrane; endoplasmic reticulum. The record is from RefSeq and is a predicted model, not a curated record. NCBI's taxonomy places the organism in Eukaryota, Metazoa, Chordata, Lepidosauria, Squamata, Cordylidae.
UAAAGGCCUUUGGAGCGCCCCCUCUCCCCUGCAAAUUAAGCAUUAUCAUGCUCUGCUGGGCAACCACACCAUCUGGGACAGACUAAAGAGGAUUUGGGGGCCCACAGAGGCUGUGGAGGCCCUGGACUUCAGCCCCAAAGUCCAGGUGUAAGAGCACCUCUGCUUUCACCCAGAUAAAGUUCCUUUCUUCUUUUUUUACGCAUGUAGUAGAUUUUUUUUGGGGGGGGGGUAAGUUAACCAGUAGGUACAGAAGGUUUUUUUCACCAUUGAACCAAUGCAAAUUCUUUGCCUUGGCAGUUAACAAUUAAUAUCAUUAACAGCCAGAGUGGUGUAAUGACUGGACCAAGAGACCAAAAUUCAAAUCCCCAUUCAGUCAUUCACUGGGUGACUUUGGGCCAGCUGCAUAUCUCUCAGCCUAACCUACCUCAAAGGGUUGUUGUGAGGAUAAAGAUAACCAGUCUGAAAGAUUGUCUGAGUCAUCUGAAAGCAAUAAGAUUAAAUUUUAGGACAAGACAAGAGACUACACAGGUCAUGGGAGGCAGUGCUACUUGAGAACUGGCCCAGACAGAAUUCACUACCAGAAGAAGUGUCCUGCUUCACGACAGGGCUGGCUGGCCCUGCUGAAACCUACAAUCCUUGAAAGAGACUGAAAACACGCCCUAUUGGAUGAUCUCUCUGGAUGCUGACAACCAGGACAUGAAGGGUGGAUUGCAGAAGCAGAGAGGAGGAGAGAUCUCCAGACACGAGAGGAGGUUAUAGGAAGAGGAGAAAAGCAAUGCUACAUCAAGGAUAUAGCUGAGAGAGACAGAGGAGAGGUGAUACCUGACGAGAGCCACAGGAGAAGGUCUCUGGCAGGCAGCGUAUUCAUCGCCAAGCCUGGGAAAGCGCUCCCUCAAAGAUCGGACCAAUGAACAUGUCAGUGUUGACUUUGCAAGAAUACGAAUUUGAAAAGCAGUUCAACGAGAAUGAAGCAAUUCAGUGGAUGCAAGAGAACUGGAAGAAAUCUUUCCUGUUUUCUGCUCUCUAUGCUGCCUUUAUAUUUGGUGGUCGGCAUGUAAUGAACAAACGAGCAAAAUUUGAACUGAGGAAACCACUAGUGCUCUGGUCCUUAAGCCUUGCAGUCUUCAGUAUAUUUGGUGCUGUUCGAACGGGUGCUUAUAUGCUGUACAUUUUGAUGACCAAAGGGCUGAAGCAGUCAGUUUGUGACCAGAGUUUUUACAAUGGACCAGUCAGCAAAUUCUGGGCUUAUGCAUUUGUGCUAAGCAAAGCACCAGAACUAGGAGAUACAAUAUUUAUUAUUCUUAGGAAACAGAAGCUCAUCUUCCUCCAUUGGUACCACCAUAUUACUGUACUGCUUUAUUCUUGGUACUCUUACAAGGACAUGGUAGCUGGUGGCGGCUGGUUUAUGACCAUGAAUUAUGGAGUGCAUGCCGUCAUGUACACUUACUAUGCCUUGCGGGCUGCUGGCUUCAGAGUGUCGCGCAAGUUUGCCAUGUUUAUCACGUUGUCGCAAAUCACACAGAUGUUCAUGGGCUGCAUCGUCAACUACCUGGUCUUCGCCUGGAUGCAGCAAGGCCAGUGCCACUCACACGUUUCCAACGUCGUAUGGUGUUCCCUCAUGUACCUCAGUUACUUUGUGCUCUUCUGCCAUUUCUUCUUUGAGGCAUACAUUGGCAAAACCAGAAAAGCAAGGAAGGCCGAGUAAAGCUAGAAAUGAGACAAAAGCAACAGCUCAGGUCAUCCAGAAAACAACAAACACAAAGAAACAAAUGGCACAAGGAAACAUUGAUCUAUGGUGCAACUAAACACUCAGCAGCUAAGGGACCGCUAGGUUUGUUCAAACCAGUAAGUUGAUGAUCCUGUCAUGGUGAGGACUCACUGAAUGAUCUUGCAUCUCAAAAGACUGCUGAUAAGGAAUCUUUCUUCUUGCAUCUAUCCACUCUUAAAACAAGCCACCCAGUUUUUAAAAAGGAAAGAAAAGCAAAAGAAGAUCAUGACUUUGCAAAAUAAAAUAUUAAAACUAAA